UAAUUUUAAAAGAUUUGAAGAUUAAAUUGAGAGUGAAUUAAAAGAAGAUUAGGAAGUUCUUGUUUCACUCGCUUUCCAGUUGAAGGUGUGUUCCUAUUUAUCUAAUCUGUAAAAUCAUCCGGAAAAUUCAUCGGAUCGUCCGUGGUUCACAAAUUCAAACCCUAAUCCAAUCUUUUCUCUGCCCUCAACCACCAAAAUGAGUCUCCGAUUGAUUCCCAAUUCCGGCGAUUGCUGUCUCCUUCGUCGUACCACCGUCGUCUCGAAGAACAAUCUCCAGAAAAAGAAUCGCGUUACCGUUUCCUCAGCAGCCAAACACAAUCCUUCUCUUUCCCUCCGCAUUGAAUCGAGAAUCAGAAGCCAUGUUUCGGAGGUAAAUGUACCAGUGGAGGUGGAGAUAAAGCUUCGCCUCGCAGAUUCUUCAUCUCACCAGAAACUCUCCGAUCUGCUCUCCUCAUAUCACCUCAAAACGCACGUUCAAGAGAACGUCUUCUUCGACGGCGCGAACGCCGAGCUCUACUCCAACCUCGCCGUCCUCAGGAUCCGAUUCUACGACGACGACAGCCACUGCGUACUCUCUCUCAAAGCGAAACCUGUAAUCUCCGGCGGAAUCAGCCGCAUCGAGGAGCACGAAGAGCCGCUCGAGCCGACGGUCGGCCGCGCCUGCGUCGCCGAUCCGGAUCGCCUGCAAUCAAUUGAAUCAUCGAAGAUAAUGGAGAGAGUGAGGGAAGAGUAUGGGAUUGGGAAAAUUGGAUUUGUUUGUUUAGGAGGAUUCAGGAACGUGAGGCAGGUUUAUGAAUGGAAGGGAUUGAAACUGGAAUUGGAUGAAACGAUUUUCGAUUUCGGAAUAAAUUACGAGAUCGAAUGCGAGAGUGAGGAGCCGGAGCGGGAUAGAAAUUUGUUGGAAGAACUUUUGAAGGAGAAUGGGAUUGAUUAUUCGUAUUCGGAGACUUCGAAAUUCGCAGUUUUUCGAUCGGGGAAGUUGCCACAAUUCUGAAACUUUCUACCAGUGGGAGUUACGAAUUUAUAUGGUUUUUUUUUCUUGUCAUUUAAUUUUAUUUUUCGUUGAAUUAUAAAAAGUUUAAUAAA
Molecule: messenger RNA, 1086 nt
Organism: Momordica charantia (bitter melon)
Lineage: Eukaryota; Viridiplantae; Streptophyta; Magnoliopsida; Cucurbitales; Cucurbitaceae
Product: triphosphate tunnel metalloenzyme 3
Source: RefSeq, a predicted model, not a curated record